AUGUUGUUCUUCCUCACCCGUCUUCUCCCAUGCUGUGGAAGUUGUUCAGAACCCCCAUUCUUGCAGGGAAGAGCCAUUUCAUCCGUACUUGUACAACACCACCACUAUGGAGAGCACUCGAGCACGGCGAAGAUAUUCCCUGCCAUAACCAUCCGCAUACCUUGUAUCAUGAAUAUCGAUUUUAUGAGCAGAAGUCCCCAUCGAAGAAGCCGAGCUGUACUAAUACAAACGGUAUCGCUGGCUCUCCACAGCGCCAAAGACGCCGAGCAAUUGGCUGCGCGGUACCGCAAGUUCCGGCUCCCAGCACUGAUCGAUGCCGCCAUUGGAGUUGCUGGUAGUUAUGCUUCGAGUUGUACCAAGGUCAUCAAAUGUAUCGAAGGGCAAUACAACAAGUCGUUGAUCCUGUCGAUGGACAAUGGACAGGAAGUGGUGGCUCAGCUGCACAACCCUAAUGCAGGGCCGAAAUUUUACACCAGCGCGUCGGAAGUGGCGACGCGACAGUUUCUCCGAGACCAUCUCGCUAUCCCGGUCCCGCGAAUAUACCUGUGGACUGCAGAUGAGACAAAUGCAGUCGGGGCCGAGUACAUUCUGGAACAGCCGUUAGGGCUCCUGUGGAGUAAGCUACCGUUUUCGGCUCGGUCGUACAUCGUCGACAUCGAGCGGAGGCUUUCGUCUGUCACUUUCCCGGGGCAUGGAUGCAUAUACUUCCAGUCAGGCUGGAAUCAAACUCAGAACACGCCAAUUCUGUUCCAGUACAAACCCCAGACGGUAGAAGUCGGCCCAGAUUUGCCCUCGGCAAGAUUGGACCUCCAGAGGGGGCCGUUUAAGAACAUGGCCGAGUAUGCGAGAGCCAUUGCGAGAAACGAGAUUCAAUGGGCGCAGACGCACGCACAGCCAAGAAUGAAUGUCCGGCGAUCAGAGGAGCAGCCAGAGACUGCAGAUGAGUACCUCGGCCUGCUCGAGCGAUAUGCUUGUGCCCAACUUGACUCACAAUGCUAUGGACCAGGAACGUCUGAACCAGCUGUCACACCCUGAUUUACACCUGGACAAUAUAUCCGUAAAGCCAGCAACCAACAAUAUCACAGCUGUGAUCGACUGGCAGCAUGCGGCCGCUUCGCCAGUUGAUCUACAACCCCUGUUUCCGCAGAUGCCGGAGCGAAUGACAGCGGGAACAAAAGAAGGCGACGAC
This is a messenger RNA of Aspergillus uvarum CBS 121591, 1189 nucleotides long. RefSeq lists its product as uncharacterized. The record is from RefSeq and is a predicted model, not a curated record. The transcript has 6 exons. NCBI's taxonomy places the organism in Eukaryota, Fungi, Ascomycota, Eurotiomycetes, Eurotiales, Aspergillaceae. Gene Ontology annotation, cellular component: mitochondrion. Bases 1 to 1035 code for a protein of 344 amino acids.